This is a messenger RNA of Corythoichthys intestinalis (scribbled pipefish), 3543 nucleotides long. RefSeq names its product metastasis associated 1 family, member 3 (gene mta3). The coding region runs from base 241 to 2349 and encodes 702 amino acids. Lineage: Eukaryota; Metazoa; Chordata; Actinopteri; Syngnathiformes; Syngnathidae. Gene Ontology annotation, biological process: negative regulation of transcription by RNA polymerase II. The transcript has 19 exons. The record is from RefSeq and is a predicted model, not a curated record. Gene Ontology annotation, molecular function: chromatin binding; sequence-specific DNA binding; transcription corepressor activity. Gene Ontology annotation, cellular component: nucleoplasm; NuRD complex.
UUUUUUCGGGUUGCGACUGUAUUGUGACUGUGAAGGCUACUGUGUGAACACCAGGCGGGGGGGUUUCAAUUGACAAAAAAACAAAACAAAACCACAGAACAACAAUCACGAAAAACAAGCUCCCCCUCCCGAUUGUGUGCACACAUCCGGAAUCUCUUUUUACUACAUAUAUAGUUUUAAUUAAUUUAUUCUUAUGAUUUCUUAGUGGAUGUUUUACGCUAACACUCCGGGAGUGCAGAAAUGGCGGCCAACAUGUACCGGGUCGGAGAUUAUGUGUUUUUCGAGAACUCCUCCAGCAACCCUUACCUGAUCCGGCGAAUAGAAGAGCUUAACAAGACGGCCAGCGGCAAUGUGGAGGCCAAGGUAGUGUGCUUCUACAGAAGGAGGGACAUUUCGCACAGCCUCAUCCAGCUAGCAGACAAACAUGCAAAAGAGCUGGAGGAGGAGAAGGAGAACCCCCCGGAGACGGAGCUCACAGACAAACAGAAGCACCAGCUUCGCCACAGAGAACUCUUCCUCUCGCGCCAGUAUGAGAGCCUACCCGCCACGCACAUCAGGGGAAAGUGCAGCGUGGCGUUACUCAAUGAGACUGAAGCAGUUCUUUCAUACCUCGACAAGGAGGAUACUUUCUUCUACUCUCUGGUGUACGACCCGACACAGAAGACCCUACUGGCCGACAAAGGCGAGAUCCGAGUGGGGCCACGCUUCCAGGCUGACGUGCCGGACAUGCUUCCGGAGGCUGGCCAAGCAGACGACAGGGACCAGGCCAAACUGGAGGAGAAACUCUGGGAUCCUGACUGUCCGCUCACUAACAAACAGAUCGACCAGUUUUUGGUGGUGGCGCGGGCGGUCGGCACCUUUGCCCGGGCGCUGGACUGCAGCAGCUCAGUCCGACAGCCAAGUUUACACAUGAGCGCGGCGGCAGCGUCGCGUGACAUCACACUGUUCGACGCUAUGGACACGCUGCACCUUCACAACUACGACCUGUCGAGCGCGCUGAGCGUGCUGGUGCCGGCGGGCGGGCCUGUUCUCUGCCGAGACGAGAUGGAGGAGUGGAGCGCCUCAGAAGCGGCCAUGUUUGAGGAGGCGCUAGAGAAGUACGGCAAGGACUUCAACGACAUCCGACAAGAUUUUCUACCCUGGAAAUCUCUGAGCAGUAUCAUAGAGUACUAUUACAUGUGGAAGACCACGGACAGAUACGUGCAACAGAAGAGGCUGAAGGCAGCUGAGGCCGAGAGCAAGCUGAAGCAAGUUUAUAUUCCUACAUACAAUAAGCCCAACCCCAACCAGAUCUCGCUGACCAAUGGCAAGAUGGCAACCGUCAAUGGCGCUGGACCUGGAACCUUCCACGCGGCGGGCGGGGGCCGAGCCUGCGAGAGCUGCUACACGAUGCAGUCGGCCCAGUGGUACUCGUGGGGGCCCCCCAACAUGCAGUGCCGUCUGUGCGUGUCCUGCUGGAUGUACUGGAAGAAGUACGGCGGUCUGAAGAUGCCGAGUCGAGCCGAGGCGCCCGAAGAGAGGACCUCCCCAAGCCCAGCCGCUAACGAGCCACGUUCGCGUAGCCACGCCCCACGCCAGUCUAACCACAUUCCCAUGCGCAACAGCGGCAGCCCUAAGUCGUCCAUGAAGACCAAGCAGGCCUUCCUGCUGCAGGCUACGCGCCUCACUAAACUGGCGCGCCACAUGUGCCGCGACGUCAUCAGGCUGCGCCGUGCCGCGCGCCGCCCCUUUGUACCUAUUAACUGCGGCGCCAUAAAAGCAGAGUAUAUCACAAGGGCGUCUGAAGGUCACGGGACACGCCUCCCCAAGAUCCGAGCGGCGCAACGGAGCACUUUGACCAGCGUGGUGCAGUUCCUCGAGUCUCGUCCGGCGUCCCAGGCCCCGCGUUCGCACCGCACGGCCGGCCUGCAGACACCGCCGCCGCGUCGACUCCUGUCCUCGCUGCCGCACGGGCCCCAUGGCAUGCUGGGAAAGCGAAGCUUUCAUCAUCACAAUAGAGGAGCGGAGUCUGACAGGCGCCCAGAGAAUCCGGGAACCACAGGUGGCGCUCUAAUGCAUAACGGACGCAGCAGCGGCAGCGGAAGCACCCGCGGAGGCGUGAUGAUCCGCAAGAGACGCCCCAACUGGAUCGACGCCCCUGACGACAGCUUUUUCCUCGUCACCCGGGAGACCAGGAGAGCGAGGCGUCUGCUGUCACGCUCGCAGCUGCGGCACGCUUGUAGACAACCAUGUGAGCAGAUCACCUUGCGAAGAGCAUCCCAGGCGCCUCCUCCGCAGGGGCUGGUAUUAGGGCCUCCGCACCCGCACCCCAGCUUGAGGAUGCGGGGCCCCAUCGUCAUCCACGACUGAACGACACCGCCAUCUUUUUCUCUCCUAACGUCAAUGAGCCGCCAUGCAAUAGCAACACCUGACCCGACAUUUUUUUUUUAGGUAAAACCAAUCGAGUUGUACCACGUAAAUUAUCGGCGGUUUAAUCCGUCAAUGUGCACGAGUGUUUUUUAGUGGAUGGACGUAAGAAGUUUUAGUCAACUGUGACUCGUGAUGUUGGUUUGUAUCAUGUUUUUUGUUUUGAAAAACGGACAAAUAGUUGAUUCAUUGGCUGCCAUUGACAGAAAUGAGCGUCUAAUCCAUUUGAGCUGGGUUUGCAGAGAUUAAAUUGAUUAAUUGUAUGUCUAUUGCCGUCAAUGGCAGUAAAUGGUUAGAAGACGUAGGAAAUGGGUUGACUUGAAGUAGAAUAUUGGAUUUGAAAUCAGUUAAAUUUCCCUUUAAAUUAAAAAUAAUGAUAAUAAAAAAACUCAUCUUCAGGCAGGUUGUGUUUAAAUAUGUACUAUAGGACAAAAUGACCAGUGACAUCAUUUGCAUUAGCCAUCAUACAGUCGAUAAUGCUUGCAUUUACAAAUUUAAAUUUUGAAUUCAUUCGCGUUUUUUCUUUUAAAUCACAAAAAAAUGUCGACUUACAUGUCAAUAACACUGCAAGCUAGUGCACUCAUCUUUUCCCUGUCUUGGCCAGUUUUUAUUUUUUUUAAUUUGCAGACUAUAAAAAAUGUUACAGUAAUAAAACGGGGUUCCAGAUUUACCUUAGUUUAUUUUUUUAAUUGAUGAAAUUGUUUCAUCAAAAAAAAAAAAAAAAAAAAAAAAAAAAAAAGGAAACAAUAUCAGGCAUGAUUUUGAGUUGACCACAAUGGUCCUGUGAUUUCUUCAUUGAGAAUGUGUUUUCUUGUCUGUAUGUCACGUGUUAAACUCUGAAUAUGCCGAUGACGCUCAUAAUAAAACAAACUCCCAUCAUCUCCCUCAGGAUCUAUUUUUGGCCUUUGGACCGUGCUCCCGAAAUAGUUUUCCUGCAAAUGAGAAACAGAAGGAUAGGGUGAGAACCUGAAAUAAGUGUAAGCUUUCGCCACGAUUGCUGAAGAAAAUGGUGUUUUCUGCAGUCACGCUUCUGGAACUGCUGAAAAAUGUGAGUGAGACCAGAAGUUGGAGCAGCAAAAUUGCAUUUUUUUAAAGGAUUAAAUAGUAUUUCAAUAAUGUUAAAGAAAGGAUUUUUUU